Nezara viridula (southern green stink bug) is the source of this 237-nucleotide messenger RNA. The record is from the annotation of a GenBank genome assembly. NCBI's taxonomy places the organism in Eukaryota, Metazoa, Arthropoda, Insecta, Hemiptera, Pentatomidae.
AUGGAGUUCGUGGGUGCUCACCUCCUUACGCUGAGAGAUGGACUCUGCUAUUAUCCUUCUAAUCUAGAUCCAGAAGAUGCAAAGCGCGGCUCGACCUUGAUAAUAAGGGCAGAGAAUCUCUUGCUCAUCUUUCAUGACCUCCAUCCCGAGUUAAUUGGACCUCUGCUUUCCCAUCCUCCAGCCUGUCACUCAUUUCCGAUGGAGGACUUUGAUAGCCCCUUCUCAAAGUCAACUUAA